This is a messenger RNA of Blastomyces gilchristii SLH14081, 1432 nucleotides long. Its product is annotated as DUF636 domain-containing protein. Bases 323 to 922 code for a protein of 199 amino acids. The transcript has a single exon. The record is from RefSeq and is a predicted model, not a curated record. Gene Ontology annotation, molecular function: carbon-sulfur lyase activity. NCBI's taxonomy places the organism in Eukaryota, Fungi, Ascomycota, Eurotiomycetes, Onygenales, Ajellomycetaceae.
CUCGUAUUCCUGCCCCGCGCGCCUUAUGACAGGGGCAUGGUGCACGAAAUACCCCGCGCUGAGCAAAACUUGGAGCCGAAAUGUGUAAUUCCUUCAAUGAUAUAUUAAUCUCCGUUUCACCUCCACAUAGUAGUCCAUUUCCGAGUUUAACUUCGUUUACAUAAUUACUGCUGAGCGGUUCCAAAACAACAGGAAAAAAGAAGUCACGAAAACCGAAUUUCAUAUUACCUAUUUUUAUAAUCAGAGAGGAAUCUAACAUAUUGAAAUACCUCAAGUCAUAAGAACAGAAAAAAAUAAAGAAAGAAAGAAAGAAAAAGCAACAAUGUCCGCAGCCACACCAACAACCACAGAUCCAGCUCCGGUCGUCGUAGGCGGCUGUGCAUGUUCCUACCUCCGCUACACUUCCACCGCCCUUCCCAGUAGCCUAUCGCACUGCUUUUGCGUUGAAUGCCGCAAGUCCGCGGGCGGCCCGUUCCAAACAUACGUCCGCUUCCCCACAACGGCCGUAACCUGGCUCAACGACCGGCAGCCUAAAUAUUUCUCAGCUAGCACCUUCGCCCGCCGCGGGUUCUGCGACAAGUGUGGCUCGAGUUUGGUGUUCCAGAUGAAUGAGCACCCGGAGAGGAUUUCGUUAACUGGGGGCUCUAUUGAUGAUUGGGAUGUGAAGUGGGGACUGGAAGGAAAGAGAGAAGGGGAAGGGGAAAUGGAAGGGAAAGGGGAAGGGGAAGCAGGAGCCAAAAAAGAUGGAUGGGACGAAUUGAAUAAGUCAUCCGUGUAUUACUGGGUGAGAGAGAAACCGUCUUGGUAUAAGGUGCCGAAUGAUGGUGUGGUGAAAUACUUCACGGAUCCGGAUCUUGAGGAGCAGCCGCCGGGAUUCGGGGGGGGGGAGGGAGACCCUUUUGGAGUGGUGGCUCGUAAAUGAUAGCGGGCAUUGGUAUUCGAUGUAUAUCUGAGCGGCAAUUUUGCAGUAAGGAGAAAAGGGGUCAUAUCCCAUGAUCUUCCAUAUAUUUCGUUCUGGGUUUUUGAGCUGAGGGCUCAUCGGAUAAUGUAAUAAUAGGGUGUUCCAUCGAAAUGCAAGGAGCCGAUUGUUGUAGUUAUUUGGUGCUUCAGGCACUCAUUGUCCAAACAGAGAAUUGAAGAUGCAUGAUAGAAUACAUCAAAAUCACCCUCUCUAUCCCAACCAGUGCAGGGCAAGAUCAUCCACGUGAUCUCUUAAAGGGGCUCUAACAACACCUAGGGACCACACAAUACUCAAUAUAAAACAAGAUUCAGAUCAAAAAUCUUCUUCUUCUUCUUCUUUUGUCAUUAUUCAAAAGACUCCAACAGUGAUCACACCUUUUCUGCUCUGACAUUCCUUUGAUUGAACCCAAGUCUUUCAUCACCUUUCCAUCAUCAUAUCCCUUUCCACGGCUUUGCCCCUUUUCCAGUUGUA